This is a messenger RNA of Coffea eugenioides, 1456 nucleotides long. RefSeq lists its product as uncharacterized. The coding region runs from base 55 to 744 and encodes 229 amino acids. The transcript is spliced from 9 exons. The record is from RefSeq and is a predicted model, not a curated record. Lineage: Eukaryota; Viridiplantae; Streptophyta; Magnoliopsida; Gentianales; Rubiaceae.
UUUGGAGGUCAACGAAUAAGAACAUUGUUCGCAACCGAAGAUAAAGAGAAAAAUAUGCUUCCUUAUCAGUGGAAGAAAAAGAAGCUCGUAGAGCUAAACAAAGAGAAGCUUAUCAAAAAGAGGAGAGGAAGGAAAGCUGCUGCAUCCAUGUCUUCUAUGAAUCAACAGCAAACUGAUGGUAUAGAACUUCCAGUUGGGUGUGACGUACAGCAAAACAAUGAGCACAAUAACCAACAGAGUAUUGCUGUUAAACAACUUCUGCAACAGAAUAGAAACAAAGAGACUAAUCUGCAACAAUCUAUUGCUGUCAAAAGUAAUUCUCUGUGCAAAACCAAUGGUAAAUCAAAAGGCAAGCUGAAAAAGCAUGAUUCUGUAUUUUUGACAUUUGAACAAGGUUCUUCAUCAAAAAAUUCGUCCAACUAUAAAUGCAGAAGAAUCAAUAAACUAAAUGUGUCAGGUGAUCCUCCUAUAUGCGAUAGCUGCUCUAAUUUCUUGCAUGAAACAGUUGAUAAUCUUGCAGGUAUAUCAAUGACAGUACAGCCUCAGCCAGUGGAAACCAAUGUUUCUAAUGUCAUAAAAAAUCAUCCAAAAGUGAAAAUGUAUAUAAAGAUGAGAACUUUGAUGAGACUCAGAGGCAACUACCUACAUUACAGGCCUCAAAGAUUCAAAGAUGCUUUUUUGUUGGAAGUUUUUGUUUUAAAGCCCACUUCUACAGACUGCUCGUCUCCUUCAUUAAUAUUUUAGCAUUCAUUUUAUCAGGUUAUAUAAAAUGCAUUUGAAGAAUAGGAAGCAUAAGUUCUUUUUGCUUUCAUAUGUGUUCAUUAUUUAUAACAAAUCUCUAUCUCCCCUCUCAGGUCUUUUGUUAUUUGAAUAAACUAAAUCACUCAUUGUUGUGAUUCCUUGCAGUUGACCUUCUAUUCAAUGUAUCAGAAGAUUCAGAUUAUGUCCGGACUAUUCUAGCUAAAGCUAUAGACAAACGUCCUGACCUCAAAACUAAGGCUGCUGAGUCAAAUAAAGCAGCAAAGAUAGAUGCAAGAUCAAGUCAUUAUUGAAAGGAUGCUUGAUAAAACUAGGUCACCAGGACUACAAAUUGGACUAAGUUUAGCGCAACAGCAGUACAGGUUAUUAACAGAGACCAUCUACAGCAAGGAAAAUCACUUAUAGGUCCUUGUCACACAGUGGAGCUGGUGGUGGUGGCAGCUCAUAUUCAGAAAUAUAAGCAUUGUCUGCUAUGAGGAAGGCAUGAAUUAGUUCCUCUAUCAUAGUCUAACAAACACUAACGCUGAAGUAUUUGUCUUAUUGCAUUAUGUAAAAAAGUACCUAUUUUUAUCUUUCGACUUUUCUGUCUUUUUUUAAAAAUUGUCUCCUACACGUUAUUCAGCAUAGUACCUACCUUAGCAGUAUUGGAAACUCCUAAUGAAGAUAUUUUUCAUGAUAUAAAAAAUGUCAUGUAAAA